AUGGCUGCGCCGGGGGCGUCCUCAGUGGCUGCGAUGGUGACGGACAAGGGGAAGAAAGUGGAGACGGAGACCGAUGCAGCGAGAGGAGUGGAAGCGUACAUUGGAAGUCUAAUCAGCUUGAUUACAAAGUCGGAUAUUCGAUAUGAAGGAUUCUUGUUUCAUCUCAGCCCGCAGGAGUCCAUCAUAGGCUUGAGAAAUGUAAAAUCUUCUGGAACGGAAAGACAAAAGAUGGAUGGUACCCAGGUUGCACCCAGUGACAGACUUUAUGAAUACAUAUACUUCCGAGGGACCGACAUUAAGGAUCUUCAGGUUAUCUCUUUUCCACCUGUUCAGAGUACACCAACUUUACCUGAUGAUCCUGCCAUUAUACAGCCACAUCAUUCUCACCCACCAUCUACAAAUAUCAGUUUGGCUUCUUCAAGUGCCUUGGUAGGUUCAAAUCCUAGUUCCAAUUCUCAUUUGGGAGUUAAUGUUCUGCCACUUGAAGGAAAUACAGCUCCCCGUCGAUCCAUGGAGUUAUCUGACUCUUGGGCUUCAGUAAUUCCUCUUCCACCAGUAAACAUAAAUGGGCCUACCAUGCAAAGUUAUUGGCCUGGAUUUACUGGGUUGCCUGGGGAAAAAUCUCAUCUUCAGCAGAUAACUUAUCCGCCGCAACCCCAAGGUUUAUUGUUACCAAAUUCAAUUCAGCAGCAAUUGCCACAUCCGAGUGUGAACGCAUCCUUCCCCGGAAAUGCAUUAAAUUUCAUUGAACUUCCGCAGAACUUGUUGCCACCUGCUUGUUUUGGUUCUGUGAAUUUAAUAUCUACAUCGCCACUGCCUUCAACUGUGCAAUAUAGCCAUAUACCUCUUUCUACAUUGUUUUCCAAUCUAUCCUCCACACCAAUGUCAAGUAACAUUUCCAAUGCCCUUCCUACAGAUCAACCCCUUUCGAUGGAAGUGGUUGAUUCUGGCUCUGAAAAAGAGCCUUCGUUGGUAAUCGCUUCCAAUGUGAACUCUGCUGUACCUCCAUGUAACAACCAAGCUCAGUCCUUGCUUGGCCCUGCUCCAUUUCCAUUGAUAUCCAAAUUCACAUCAAGUUUUGUGGGUUCAUCCACCACUCCUCAUGUGAGGGGAUCAAAUGUAUCUCCUACAAUCCCAGGUUCAUUUUGGGAGCGAAGGCCAGUAAAUGCAUCGUCUCCUCACAAUUGUACAGAUGGGAACAGUAAUUUAGGAUCACCAUCCAACCAUCAGCCAUCAGAUUCGCAGAAUAUUGAAGAACUAGCAACAGAACUGCCAAAAUCACCAGCUCGAAAGCUGUAUGAUCCUGCAUCAUCAUCUCACCAUGGUAGCCAGCACCAUGGACAGAUUUAUGGAGAUAUGCAUCUCCGGUACCAGAGUAAUAGAGAUCGUAUGCUUGGAAGGGGUCAAGGAAAUUUGCUGAUUGGCACUGCUUCAUACCGUCACCAGGCUCCUAGAGGCCAGGGAAGAGCGAAUGCGCCAAAUGCUGCUGGACCAUAUUAUCGCCGCCAUGGUGGGAGUCCUGCAUGGGGAAGCAGUGAGGCUGACGCCAACUUUACUGAGGAUUUUGACUUUGAGGCAAUGAAUGCCAAAUUUAAUAAAAAGGAGAUCUGGGGUCUUCUUGAUAAAGCCAAGCAAGGUGGAUCAGAAGAUAACAAAGAAGAUGAAAUAGGGCGUAAAGGAAAAGAAGCAGUAGAUGAAUCUAGAAAUGGACUGCCGAAGCUAGACAAUAAGCUAGACUGUCACUUCCUUUUCCAGAGCGCUUACUGUAAGGAUGACUUCUUUGAUUCACUUUCAUGCCCUACCCUGGAUGGUGAGUCUUACAGAGGGAAGGUUUCAGAGCUUAGAAAGACAGAUGACGAGAAAAUUGGCGAGAUUCUGCAACAUCGAAGGGAUCAUGGCAUUCAGGGGCCAUAUAGGGGAGGGAAUUCACAGGGUUCCUACCGUGGUAGGGGGUAUUACAAUGCAGGAAGAGGCCGUGUGAAAGCAGCUUGGAGCCGUGCAACUUAA
This is a messenger RNA of Coffea eugenioides, 2007 nucleotides long. RefSeq names its product protein decapping 5-like. Gene Ontology annotation, biological process: cytoplasmic stress granule assembly; P-body assembly. Gene Ontology annotation, molecular function: mRNA binding. The record is from RefSeq and is a predicted model, not a curated record. Gene Ontology annotation, cellular component: P-body. Lineage: Eukaryota; Viridiplantae; Streptophyta; Magnoliopsida; Gentianales; Rubiaceae. The transcript has 11 exons. Bases 1 to 2007 code for a protein of 668 amino acids.